Diceros bicornis minor is the source of this 2037-nucleotide messenger RNA. Its product is annotated as 5-hydroxytryptamine receptor 5B. The transcript is spliced from 2 exons. Gene Ontology annotation, biological process: adenylate cyclase-activating adrenergic receptor signaling pathway. The record is from RefSeq and is a predicted model, not a curated record. NCBI's taxonomy places the organism in Eukaryota, Metazoa, Chordata, Mammalia, Perissodactyla, Rhinocerotidae. The coding region runs from base 49 to 1158 and encodes 369 amino acids. Gene Ontology annotation, cellular component: plasma membrane. Gene Ontology annotation, molecular function: G protein-coupled serotonin receptor activity.
CGCCUGCGCCCCCUGCCUGGGAGCCGGGAGCCGGCGCGCCGCGGAGCUAUGGAAGCAGCUAACCUUUCGGUGGCCGCCACCGGUGUCGCCCUUCCCGCCGGACCCGAGGCCUGCAACAGCAGCCCAAGCCCCGGCGGGGUCGUCAGGUCCACCCCAGGCGGCGCUGCCCUGCCCGGCCGAGAGCCGCCCCUCUCGGUGUUCACGGUGCUGGUGGUGACGCUGCUGGUGCUGCUGAUCGCGGCCACUUUCCUGUGGAACCUGCUGGUUCUGGUCACCAUCCUGCGCGUCCGUGCCUUCCAUCGUGUGCCGCAUAACUUGGUGGCCUCGACGGCCGUGUCAGACGUGCUAGUGGCAGCGCUGGUGAUGCCACUGAGCCUGGUGAGCGAGCUGUCGGCCGGGCGACGUUGGUGGCUGGGCAGGAGCCUGUGCCACGUGUGGAUCUCCUUCGACGUGCUGUGCUGCACCGCCAGCAUCUGGAACGUGGCGGCCAUCGCCCUGGACCGCUACUGGACCAUCACGCGCCACCUGCAGUACACGCUGCGCACCCGCCGCCGCGCCUCGGCGCUCAUGAUCGCGCUCACCUGGGCGCUCUCCGCGCUCAUCGCCCUCGCGCCACUGCUCUUUGGCUGGGGUGAGGCAUACGACGCUCGGCUCCAGCGCUGCCAGGUGAGCCAGGAACCCUCCUAUGCCGUCUUCUCCACCUGUGGCGCCUUCUACCUGCCGCUCGGCGUAGUGCUAUUUGUCUACUGGAAGAUCUACAAGGCGGCCAAGUUUCGCUUCGGCCGCCGCCGCAGGGCUGUGCUGCCGGUGCCCACAACCGUGCAGGUGAAGGAGGCCCCUCAUGAGGCUGAGAUGGUGUUCAUGGCGCGUCGCCCAACGGUGACCUUUCAGGCAGGCGGAGACUCGUGGCGGGAGCAGAAGGAGAAGCGGGCAGCUAUGAUGGUGGGCAUUCUCAUUGGCGUGUUUGUGCUGUGCUGGAUUCCCUUCUUCCUGACGGAGCUCAUCAGCCCCCUCUGUGCCUGCAGCCUGCCCCCCAUCUGGAAAAGCAUAUUCUUGUGGCUUGGCUACUCCAAUUCUUUCUUCAACCCCCUGAUUUACACAGCGUUUAACAAGAACUACAACAACGCCUUCAAGAGCCUCUUCACCAAGCAGAGAUAAGCACAGGGCUUGGAGAGACAUGUGGGUCGGGUUGUGGGGAGGGAACUUGUAUUUCUCCCCUUCACCAGUGAUCUAGGAGCCUUCUCUCCACAGCUGAGUGUUAAUGACGUUUUAGAGCCAUACUGCUGGGCCUGGACUGUAGGAGCAGCAAGGCCAAAGGCUCUUCAGAAAGACAGCAAAUGUGUGGCAAGCGUGCAGCUAUGCCCUCUUCCCAUGAGUGGCAGACAUUGCUAAUUGAUCGUGGCAUGUUUCCUUACUGAGCAGGCACACUGCCUCACAAUCCUUUCCAGAUAGCACUUGAGGCAGUUGCUGUUAGUCGCUUGGAAUUGACACAAGAGUCAAAGCUGAUUUGCCUUUCCUUUAUCUAAUACCAUAUUCCUCAGAGGGUCUCUCAGCACAGGGCUGAGUGGCCUGUUAGAUCAUCCACUCAGAAGAUGAUCUCUUUUGUGAAACAGUCCUCCUCCCACCCUUUAUCCACUCCAUUCAAUUUAUCUUCUCCCAUCUCCAACACAGUGUAUCCCAAUUUGGGAGAUGAGGAUCAUCUGAACUUUUGUUUUUAAAAAAAGUGUCCAAUGCAACCCAUAUUUAAUGAAUCAGACUUUCAAAGAAGAGGUCUGGUAAUUUAUAUAUUAUUAACUUCUCUAGAUAAUUUUUUUUCUUAUCAGUGAGAGACACUGCUGGAUGCUUAGGUUGCUCUUUAGACAAAUUAUUGGCAUUUCUAGUGGCUGCAGCCCAGGCAGCAGCGCUUUUCAAAGCUUCCCAGGUGAUUCCACCGUGCAGCCAGCCUUGAGAACCCCUGGUGAGGUCCUUUCUCUGCUUCUGUAUGAGGGAGAGCAGCUGUGAGAAAUUUCCCCAUGACUUCACCAUACUGACUUGUAU